This is a messenger RNA of Notolabrus celidotus (New Zealand spotty), 1678 nucleotides long. It is a transcript of the gene ucp2, whose product is annotated as uncoupling protein 2. Bases 375 to 1313 code for a protein of 312 amino acids. The record is from RefSeq and is a predicted model, not a curated record. The transcript is spliced from 8 exons. Gene Ontology annotation, cellular component: mitochondrial membrane. NCBI's taxonomy places the organism in Eukaryota, Metazoa, Chordata, Actinopteri, Labriformes, Labridae. Gene Ontology annotation, molecular function: oxidative phosphorylation uncoupler activity. Gene Ontology annotation, biological process: adaptive thermogenesis; response to cold; mitochondrial transport.
CAUGAUAUAACAACGGCUUUAUUUUAAGAGGCUCUCUGUCCCACACUGCUGCAUGCUUUCCAUUUGCUUAUCAUUUGGAUAUCCACACAGAAAGAGGCUUCUCAUCCCGGCUUUUUAACUUCCACAAUCAAAACCUUUGGACUUGGAGUAUGAUUUUAAGACUCAUAGCUUCUGAAAAACCUUCUAUGGAAAAACAAGGAAACCAAUCUAUAGCUGGGACAAGAUUCAGCCAGAGGGACACCUUUAGAGAAUCCUGAUCUCUGAUGUUUUUGUCCUAAAGUGCUGAAAUAAGGAUUUUGAAGGAGCUCCUCGCCCUGUGUCCACAAUAAAAAGCCAAUUUUCAGUCCUUACAUUGAUCAAAAUUAAAUUGAAAAAUGGUCGGAUUUGGACCUGCAGAUGUGCCUCCAUCAGCAGCUGUGAAGUUUGUGGGAGCAGGAACCGCAGCUUGCAUUGCUGACCUGCUCACUUUUCCUCUUGACACAGCCAAAGUGCGGCUGCAGAUCCAAGGAGAGUCUAAAGCUUUAGCAGCUAAAGGGAAGAAGUCUGCAGUGAAGUAUCGAGGAGUGUUUGGCACCAUCACCACCAUGGUGCGCACAGAAGGGCCCAGCAGCCUUUACAGUGGAUUGGUUGCAGGACUGCAGAGACAGAUGAGCUUUGCCUCUGUCCGGAUUGGUCUCUACGACUCUGUUAAGCAGUUCUACACCAAAGGCUCUGACCAUGUUGGCAUCGGCACUCGGCUGCUCGCAGGAUGCACCACUGGAGCAAUGGCGGUUGCUUUGGCUCAGCCUACAGAUGUGGUGAAAGUCCGCUUCCAGGCUCAGGCCAGGUCCCCCGGGCACGCCAGGCGCUACUGUAGCACUAUUGAUGCUUACAAGACCAUUGCAAAGCAGGAAGGAGUUAAUGGACUGUGGAAAGGAACAGCUCCAAACAUUGCAAGAAAUGCAAUUGUUAACUGUACUGAGCUGGUGACAUAUGACUUCAUCAAGGACACCCUGUUGAAGUCCACUCCCCUGACAGAUAAUCUGCCCUGCCACUUUAUAUCAGCCUUUGGUGCAGGCUUAUGCACAACAGUGAUCGCCUCUCCAGUUGACGUGGUCAAAACGAGAUAUAUGAAUGCUGCUCUCGGCCAGUACAACGGUGUCCUUAGCUGUGCUGUGGCCAUGAUGACUAAGGAGGGACCACUUGCCUUUUAUAAAGGUUUCAUGCCGUCGUUCUUGCGCCUGGGCUCCUGGAACGUGGUGAUGUUUGUUACAUAUGAGCAGCUGAAACGAGCCAUGAUGGCAGCAAAUCACAACUGCACAACAAUGCUGUAACUGUGAUCAUCUGCUGGAAGGCUGGUGUCGCAGCACAGUUAUGGUGUUUACAUGUAACACGAUAAGAACACAUGUAUAAGAAAUGCAUCAAAAUUUAAAAUUGAGAGCGUGCUUGAUGAGUUGCUUCCUCUCAGCUGAGAGCUUCUCUGGAAACUGGACUUCAAAAGUAAUGAUGAGGUGUCCUCUCUGAGAAGGAUUCUGUGACAGCGGCAUCCCCUCUCCAGUCACUACCUUUUUGUAUGCAGGGCUGAUGUGUUAAAACAAGCAGAUCAGAGAAAGACAAAUGAUAUGCAUGAGAAGAAUAAAUCCUUCACUAAUGUUACUUCUUAUUUGUACUGUUUCUAUAAAGUGGUAGCUUUUUUGUA